UCCCAAAUUUUUUUUUCUGAUUCUAACGAUACAUGCUCACGUGGUGUUGAAUUCGUGUUUAAAGCGAUGUGCUCAAAAAAGCAGGAUCGAGCGGAUGACGGUGCGUCAGUGUCGGCCGCGCGUACGGAGCAAAAGUACACGCAUGCGCAUUCAGGCGCCACUGAGCCUUAGAUUAGAAUGGAAUCCGAGUGCUGAAGUAAUCUCAGCACGGAUAAGGAAUUGCUCAAGAGUCCAAGACGGUUCAUCUUCAUAGUGAAUGCACUUGGAAUUUACUUCUGGCUGGAUUCUUUUUCUAAUACAAACUGUGCUUUUUGUUUUCAUUCGAAUCCAUGUCAAGUGCCACUCCCUCUGUACUGUCAGCAGUAGGUGAUAUGUGUUAAAUAACAGUCAGUUGUUGUCUCAUCACCAUGUCAUUGCCAGAGAAGCACCAGCCACUGCACGAGACGGAGGUGAGGUGUGAUAGCGAAGGUGGAGCUGUUACUGUGCGGAUAACUGACAGCCGUAAUCAACAGGUGGGUCCAGGCAAGGAGGGUGACCCUGUCAACAUGGUUUCCUCCAAACCUUGCAAAUACAGUAUCUCGUCAAGCUGCAGCUCGGGGGAGUUGGGUGUUCCCAGGGCUAUGAUGACUCGUCUGAGCAGUCCGAGGAGAGUGCCGCCGCUGUUUGAGAGGUCUGCCGCACAGUGCUGGGACCCCAAGUUUAACUCAGCCAUCCUGGAGGAGGCGUGCAGGGAACGUUGCUUCCCGCAGAUGCAGAGAAGGUUCCGCUACAUCCUGUUUUACCUGGCCACCACUGCGCUCCUGUGGGGGAUAUACUUUGGGAUCAAUAGCACCAGAUGUGACCCUACAAACUUCCUGGUCCCCACGGCAGGGUUUCUUGUACUGUGCCUCCUCCUCCUCUGGUUUACGUUCUCAAGGCCAUAUGCACGUUACUACAACCACACAUCCUUCCUACUUACAGUGAUCAUGUUUGGGAUCACCCUGGCGCCUCAAACGCACACUGCUCACUUUGCUCAUUUUGAUGUCCAAAAAACAAGCAAUCAGUCACUACUACCUACGUCUCAAAAUGCUCCAUGUAUAUCACCCGUUGGGACGUUCUCCCUCUGUAUAGAGGUGCUGCUUUUGCUGUACAGUGUGCUGCAUUUGCCCCUGUAUGUGUCGGUGCUUCUCGGCCUGCUGUAUUCUGUCCUCUAUGAGGCUUUAGGCUGGCUGCACCUUGCUCAGAUGGACGAUAGCUAUGUAGGGUCGGACUUGCAUACUCUGAGCUGGCUUGGCCUAGGUAAAGUUCUGCUGCACCUGUGCGCGCAUAUCAUUGGCAUCCACAUAUUCAUCAUGUCUGAAGUGCGCUCUCGGAGUACCUUUCUCAAGGUAGGUCAGGCAAUCAUGCACGGGAAGGGCUUGGAGGUCGAGAAGGCGCUUAAGGAGCGGAUGAUCCACUCCGUGAUGCCCCGGCUGGUGGCAGACGAGCUCAUGAAGCAAGGAGACGAGGAAAGUGAGAGCUCUGGGAAACGAUACAGUGCAGGUACCUGCUCCGUCGCCCCCGCAUCUGCCACGACCUCGUCCAGCCCCAAAAGCAACAAACGUAAGAAGAACUCUAUCCCUCGCGGACAAAUUAUUUUCAGGCCCUUCAACAUGAAGCGCAUGGAGCCGGUGAGCAUCCUCUUUGCGGACAUCGUGGGAUUCACCAAAAUGAGUGCCAACAAGUCCGCCCCUGCACUGGUAGGACUGCUAAACGACCUCUUUGGUCGAUUUGACCGUCUGUGUGAGUUGACCCGCUGUGAGAAGAUCAGCACUCUUGGGGAUUGCUACUAUUGCGUGGCGGGCUGCCCUGAGCCACACACCGAUCAUGCGUACUGCUGUGUGGACAUGGGGCUCGGGAUGAUCCAGGCCAUCGAGCAGUUCUGCCAGGAGACGUCGGAGACUGUGGACAUGCGUGUCGGCGUGCACACCGGCACCGUGCUCUGUGGUAUUCUGGGAAUGAAGCGCUUUAAGUUUGACGUUUGGUCCAAUGAUGUCAACUUGGCCAAUCUUAUGGAACAGCUGGGUGUGGCAGGAAAGGUGCACUUGUCGGAGGUCACAGCAAGUUUUUUGGAUGACCGUUAUGAGAGGGAGGAUGGACAAGUGAUGGAACGUGUCGGGCACAGUGUUACUGAUCAGCUAAAAGGUUUAAAGACGUAUCUGAUCUCGGGAUGGAAGAUGGGCUCGCAGUGUGGCUGUUCCCAGCUCAGUUUGGGCCGAGACUUCAGCGAGAUGUUGAGUCCAUCCUCAAACACACACACUCCAGAUCUCUCACACUGCACCGUCGCUGAACCUCUCUCGCACGGCAAGCCUAUGUGUGCAUCCUGUAUCAUCUCCGUAGAUGUUGUUGACGAUCCUGUAGCAGAUGAAGCAACUCGAAAUGGCUGCCAGGAUGAACACAGAGACAACAGCAGCAGCAAGUUUCCUGCAGGCUGUAGCCCUAAAACCCUGAACGGGCUGUUGAGUCCUCUGUGUGAGGAGCGGGUGCGAGUCAGCCAGUCGUCUCUGUGCGACAAACUCCAGGAGAAGAACAGGAGCUGGGUGGGAAGUCUGGCUGCAGAAGGAGGCAGCGCCAGCGGCAUGGACCACUCAGCCAUCCUCCCGCUGCGCUCCAAGAACUUUAGGGAAAAAAGCGACGUGCACUUUGUGGAAGUGAUAAAAGAAGACAGUCUGAUGAAGGAUUACUUCUUCAAGCCACCCAUUAACAAGCUGAGCUUGAACUUCCUUGAAAAAUCUCUGGAGUCAGCUUAUCGCACCAGCUACCAUGCAGAGGUGCUGAAUCAGGUGCCGGUGCAGACGUUUGCAAGUCCAGUCUUCAGCUCGCUGCUUGAUGUUUUGCUGUCUUGUGCUGUUUUUCUCGCCCUGACCUUUGCUUGCUUCCUGUAUCCCCUUGUUACCAUGGAGACGCCCCUGGCAACCACACUCUGUCUGGCAAUCACAGCUGCUCUGGUGGAACUGGUUUCUCUCGUUUUGUCCAUUCGUAUGGUGUUUUGUCUGGAUGAUGUACAGAAUUGUACCCGGUCUCUGUUGAAGCUGGUGUCUGGCUGGCUCCCGCGUCAUGUGAUCGGGGCUGUGCUCGUUUCACUUCCUGCUGUGUCCGUCUUCUCCCACCUGGCUUACAGUCUGCAGCUGCCCAUCCAGGUGACCAUGUUCCUGUGCUGUGCUCUCAUUAUUGCUAUUAUCCAGUACUGUAACUUCUGCCAGCUGAGUUUCUGGAUGCGCUCAACUCUGGCCACUGUAGCUGGUUUGUCUUUACUCAUCCUGCUCUACAGUGCCACCACUAGGCCCAGCGCCACUGACAGUUUUCCAGCUUCUAGGAACAUGAGUAACCAGAGUGCCGAAGUAGAUCAGACAGGUGAGUUGGACUCUGGGCCCACAGCGCUCGACCUGCUCGUCCUAGAGACCGUACUCUCCUUCUUCCUCCUGCUGAUGCUGGUUUGGUUUCUCAACCGGGAAUUCGAGGUCAGCUACCGCCUGCAUUACCACGGGAAUGUGGAAGCUGACAAGCAUCGCAUCAAGAUCCAGACCAUGCGAGAUCAAGCGGACUGGCUGCUGCGUAACAUCAUCCCCAUCCAUGUUGCCGAGCAGCUGGAGGUGAACCAGAGUUACUCUAAAAAUCACGAGAACGUCGGAGUCAUCUUCGCGAGUAUUGUCAACUUCAGCGAGUUCUACGAAGAGAGCUAUGAGGGUGGGAAAGAGUGCUACAGAGUACUUAAUGAACUCAUCGGAGACUUUGACGAACUGUUGCGCAAGCCUGCAUUCUCAAAUGUAGAGAAGAUUAAAACCAUUGGUGCCACCUAUAUGGCAGCGUCUGGAUUAAAUGGGCAGCAGUGCCAAGAGCAGCCCCACCCGCACACCCACCUACGUGCCCUCUUUGACUUUGCCCUUGAAAUGAUGCGUGUGGUGGACGAUUUUAACAAGAACAUGUUGGGUUUCAAGUUCAAGCUGCGAAUUGGCUUCAACCACGGGCCCCUGACUGCCGGCGUCAUCGGCACUACCAAGCUGCUUUACGACAUAUGGGGCGACACGGUCAACAUCGCUAGCCGCAUGGACAGCACGGGAGUGGAGUGCCGCAUACAGGUUAGCGAAGAGAGCCACUGUGUGCUUAAUAGAAUGAACUACGCCUUUGAUUAUCGUGGCACUGUAAACGUGAAAGGGAAAGGGCAGAUGAGGACUUACCUGUAUCCCCAAAUGAAUGAAGGCAGAUCAGGGUCCACACAAAGCCUGGAACAAGGCCAGGUGGAUGGUGCUGUUGUGCAUUUAGAGCCCACAACACUUGCCAAUGCAACAACAAGAACAUCCGCUGCACCACUAAACCCCCCAUCCACCUCUCCCAAUGUUGCCUCUAUCAGUGGCCACGGUGUGCCUCAGGGCCGUGGAUUAGGCCCGUCUCAGAUUACAGAGGAGUUGCACCAAGACUCUAAAGACAAUUCUCCUCUCCCAGAGCUCAAAGAAAAGGAUUACCAGAGUCCUUAUCAAGCACCAUCGCUAAGUGGUACACAACCUCAAUCAAUAGCACAACUAUAUGCACCAUUAGCCAGACCAGAGACACCUUUACAAGGAGAGGAAGAAGACGAGGCAGAUGAGCGUACAAAGCUCAGGGCAAUGGAGUGAUUAAAAUUUCCUCCUCACCUCAGCUGACCUUCGUCAAGAGCCAAUCAGCAGUUAAUUUUCAGGCUCUACUUCCUUCCUGCUUUUCCGACCACAACUGUUGGAGUUCCAAUGAGUAGCAUUAGCCUAUGUAGGGCAUAUGUGUUGAUAACGUGACCUAAAUAGAAAAAUGGGUGCGGUAAGCAUCUGCUUUGUGGAUCACAGUGUAGCACAGAGGGGCAAAUGGAUGGAGUUAAUAUUUCUGAUGUUCUCCAAUUUUUUUUUGUUUAUAAAGUGCCUUCACAAUAUGUAAGAUCAGUCAAAUGAACAAAUGAAAGAAAUGUUUGAACAAAUAUAUCAGCAUGGUUUUUUGAAGAAAAAAAAAGAUGUGGACCGAGAAAAAUGCUGUUUUUUGUAAUGUAUUACACCUCUAAUACCAUGUUAAUUUUUUCAUUUAUUUCAGUAUUUCUUUCUCUCUCUUUGAGACAAAAUAAUCAAAAACGAGCCAAUUGCUAAUUAGAAACAGGAUUACAGGCUAAUGUUUUAAGGUUAUUAUAAUGAAUAUGCAGUAUAUUAGUUUCACUGCUCUACUAUGUGGGCAGUCACCUAUAUCACAUUACAAUGAAACUAAGGCAAGGGCAGAUAGAUAAAGAUGGGCUUCCGGCACUUCUGUCCACAAUGCCCAUAUUAAUAUCCAGUAUAUAUGGCAGGAAACAAUGUAGCUUUUAUCAAUGGGAGGUAAAAUGUCUCACGCACAGUAGCACCCUAAACUCAUAAAAUGAGGAAAAACAGCACAGUCAGCCUUAUUUUUUGAAUCGCAAUCAAUAAGGAUGGCAGAAACCAUGCUGUGCGCUCUCUCCCCUUCAUUAGAGGACACAAGGGCCGAUGAUUGUAAUGCAUUGGGAUAUUCAGAGUAUAAUGUUUGUUGAAAACAUGCUGUGUUUGGAGGUUCAGUGCAUUUUUUUUGCAUAAAAUUUAGCCCCACAAUUUAGUGUUUCUCAUUGCCUGAGGGAAUGUCCUACAGGAUUCAAAAUUAAAUUAAUAAAUCAAUUUUUUCAGCAUGGCACUUAACCGUAUUUAAGGAUCUUAACACAGCAGAACGAGUGCCACUGUGUUUUUCCCUCCAGUAAACUCCAGCCAGCGAAACCUUCAAUGAAGGGUUCAGUUGAACAGAUUUUGUAUGAAUUUGUUUAUCAGUGCAUUUUAAUUCAUUUCAUUCAGUGCCUCAAACCUUUUCAUAUUCGAAUCAGUUGUUUUUCACUGUGAUCAUGCCAGCAGAGUCGGAGUUGGUAUUGCUAUAGUUUUUGUUGAUCACACUGCACUUGAGAUACCCGUUCACUCCAUGGCCUUGAGGAAGAAGGUUCUUGUGUUGCUAUAUUUGGCGAGCGGCUUGCAAUUUUGUUAUAAUGCAUUUAUUCUGCCUACUUUUUAAAAAAGAUUUGUAUCUGAUAGUUUUUUUUUUUUUUUUGAGUGUCAAUUCUGUUGACAUUUUUUUUUUCGACAUUUGUGCAGAGAUCUGAUUUUCUUUGCUUUUCUUUAACUGAUUUUUUUGUUGCUGAUGAGUUCAGAACACUAGAGAAUAAUCUGCAGUAUAUCUCGCGAUGUGUCUUACAUUUCAAUCAUCAGUCGAGCAAAGCAAUUUUAGUUUCUCAAAGCAAGUCCUUUAUUAGUCCACACCGGUUGGAUCUGUAUCCUCUGCCAUCAUGUAUAGUGAAUAAGCUUGGCUCUGAGGUUUGAGGACAGAUUUCUUUCUUUAUUUCUGUUUACAGAGCAAUCACUACUUUGUUCUCAAAAAUGGAAAAAAAAUCCAGUGCUUUUUUUGUUCAUUCAUUUUCUUUUUCCCUCAGUUGUAAUACCAGGUUGCUUCAGAGUCAAACUAUCAGUGUGUCUUUUGAUGCCGCAGCUUUCAGAACACCUGCAAUUUUAUGUUUUUGUAUCAUAUUAUUAUUUCCUCUUUGAUGUGAAAUAUAAUUCCAGCCUUUAAAAAAAAGAAAGAAAAAAAAAAGUACAGUGUAUCUUUAAAUGAAACUUUUCGGGAUGGAAAAGGGAUUUGAUUUUGCUGUUAAUUGUUUUAUGGUGCACUGCUUUCCAGCCAACACAUUCACCUUUGAGUUAUUGUAUCACUCCAUUGGCUAAAGAAGCCCAGUGCUGACAGUAUUGAAUUAUAAUUAAUUGUGCAUAAUGUAUGUGGUUUUGUAUUAAAUGCAUUUGUAUUUAUUGGGGCUGUGCAUGAAUCUGUGUGCAGCCACAGAGCCUAAUAUCAAAAGGGCAUAUUUAUGAAAGGGAGCCACUUAAAGCAAGGAGAAAUGGGUCUAUACGUCCAUGCGAGCCGCCCAGUUUCCCCUAACGUAACAAGCACCUAAGGCCUAAACUCUUGAAAAGUGCCUCCGAUUCAAUUCUACUAAAGUUUUAUGAUAUUUUAAAUGAACUAAAAUGGAAAAGUGUGAAUUUAAUCUUGUUUUAUGUGAUUGUUCCCACUUUCUCACCACUGCCCGCGUACUUGUAGGUUUGCUGCAUUGUAGUUUUGAAAAUCAAGGAUUGAUUUCAGUUUGGAGAAUCAUAUGUUGUUUUUAUUUUCAAUUUUUUUGCCAUUGUCACGUGAAUUACACUGCGUCACAGUUUUGUUUUGUAUAAAUUUGAACAAAUCUUAAUUGGCUGAGAAAUAUUUGAGUGCAAAUCUGCACAUUUGUUUUGGUGCUCAAGAGUGUUAAAAAUGUGCCCUUAAAUAUGACUUCACAUGCUUGUAUUAAUUAUUUUUGUGCCAUAUAUGGGAAUGUGUAUACCAAAGAAUUUUAAUGGUGUGGGCAGAAGCUGUAAGACAGAGCUGUGGAAUGUGGGCAAGAUAUUUUUGUUGUUGUUGUUUUUUUCCCAGCAGCACAUGUUCUUCAAUAAUUUGUUCUUAUGUACAUGAAACACAGCGGGUAUUGAUUUAUUAGCCGCUAUAUUCAGGCAAAAAGCAUAAUCUGUAUACAUUUGCACAGUGCACUCACUUUGUAUGUACAUAAUCAUGUAUUGUUGUAUUUGAUUUUCAUGUUUCAAUGUUGAUGAUACAUGUGCAUGUGCCAGAUUUCGAGAGUAGAGAAACAAUGAAAAGAUACCAGAAGCGG
Molecule: messenger RNA, 7714 nt
Organism: Sinocyclocheilus grahami
Lineage: Eukaryota; Metazoa; Chordata; Actinopteri; Cypriniformes; Cyprinidae
Product: adenylate cyclase type 9-like
Exons: 10
Coding region: 408-4631 (1407 amino acids)
Biological process (GO): adenylate cyclase-activating G protein-coupled receptor signaling pathway; intracellular signal transduction; cyclic nucleotide biosynthetic process
Cellular component (GO): plasma membrane
Molecular function (GO): adenylate cyclase activity
Source: RefSeq, a predicted model, not a curated record